Hypanus sabinus (Atlantic stingray) is the source of this 4780-nucleotide messenger RNA. It is a transcript of the gene copa, whose product is annotated as COPI coat complex subunit alpha. Gene Ontology annotation, cellular component: COPI vesicle coat. Gene Ontology annotation, biological process: intracellular protein transport; intra-Golgi vesicle-mediated transport; retrograde vesicle-mediated transport, Golgi to endoplasmic reticulum. The record is from RefSeq and is a predicted model, not a curated record. NCBI's taxonomy places the organism in Eukaryota, Metazoa, Chordata, Chondrichthyes, Myliobatiformes, Dasyatidae. The transcript is spliced from 35 exons. Gene Ontology annotation, molecular function: protein binding; structural molecule activity. The coding region runs from base 277 to 3951 and encodes 1224 amino acids.
GGAGCGUGUGAGUAUUUGUCAUGUUUCCAUUGCUGCAGUUGGAGACGCUACAUUCGGUUCACUGAUUGUGCACGUUUUGCUUCUCUUUCGAAUGCAUCAGUGAAUAUAAUCACCCGGACUCCGUUUCCCAUCUGCCCUCAUCACACCCCGUUUGUUUUCAGCUGUUGCUCACCCGCCUGACCCCCCCCGAAUCUGGUUCCGGUCACGCAGAACGUCACUUCCGCUGUGACGUGGCCAGCUGCUGAAGAUUCGAAGAAACUUGCUGCUUGGACCAAAAUGCUGACCAAGUUUGAGACCAAAUCUGCCCGGGUUAAAGGGCUGAGUUUCCAUGCCAAGCGGCCCUGGAUCCUUGCCAGCUUGCACAACGGUGUGAUCCAGCUCUGGGAUUACCGCAUGUGUACCCUGAUAGACAAGUUUGAUGAGCACGAUGGCCCUGUACGAGGCAUCGACUUUCACAAACAGCAGCCCCUCUUUGUUUCCGGCGGUGAUGACUAUAAGAUCAAGGUCUGGAACUACAAGCUGAGACGCUGCCUCUUCACGUUGCUGGGUCACCUGGAUUACAUCCGCACAACGUUUUUCCACCACGAAUACCCCUGGAUCCUGAGCGCCUCUGAUGACCAGACCAUCCGCAUCUGGAACUGGCAGUCUCGGACCUGUGUGUGUGUGCUUACUGGACAUAACCACUAUGUGAUGUGCGCUCAGUUCCACCCGUCUGAGGACCUGGUCGUCUCGGCAAGCCUGGAUCAGACAGUCCGCGUCUGGGACAUUUCUGGUCUGAGGAAGAAGAACCUCUCCCCAGGGGCAGUGGAGAGUGACGUGCGUGGGAUCUCGGGGGUCGACUUGUUUGGGACCACUGAUGCUGUGGUCAAGCACGUCCUGGAGGGUCAUGACCGAGGGGUGAACUGGGCCACCUUUCACCCCACCAUGCCGCUGAUUGUCUCAGGUGCAGAUGACCGGCAGGUGAAGAUUUGGCGAAUGAAUGAUUCCAAGGCAUGGGAGGUGGACACGUGUCGUGGUCACUACAACAAUGUUUCCUGUGCUGCCUUCCAUCCCCGCCAAGAACUGAUCUUGAGCAACUCCGAGGACAAGAGUAUCCGUGUCUGGGACAUGUCCAAGCGAACUGGAGUGCAGACUUUCCGCCGAGACCACGAUCGUUUCUGGGUGUUGGGCGCUCACCCAAACCUCAACUUGUUUGCUGCGGGCCAUGACAGUGGCAUGAUCGUGUUCAAACUGGAGAGAGAGAGGCCAGCUUACGCCGUGCAUGGCAACGCCCUCUUUUAUGUCAAGGAUCGCUUUCUGCGGCAGCUUGAUUUCCACAGCUCCAAGGACGUGGCAGUAAUGCAGCUACGCAGUGGCUCCAAAUUCCCAGUCUUCAGUAUGUCCUACAAUCCAGCCGAGAAUGCAGUCCUGUUGUGCACGCGAGCCAGCAACUUGGAGAACAGUACAUACGAUCUCUACAGCAUUCCCAAGGACUCCGAUUCCCAGAAUCCUGAUGCUCCUGAAGGGAAACGCUCCUCUGGUCUCACUGCUGUCUGGGUGGCUCGGAAUCGCUUUGCCGUCUUGGACCGCAUGCACUCGAUUCUGAUUAAAAAUCUGAAGAAUGAGAUCACCAAGAAGGUGCAAGUGCCGAACUGUGAUGAGAUCUUCUAUGCUGGCACUGGGAACCUGCUGCUGAGAGACACCGACUCCAUCACUCUGUUCGACGUCCAGCAGAAGAGGUCCCUCAGCUCAGUCAAGAUCUGCAAAGUGAAGUACGUGGUGUGGUCUGGGGAUAUGACCCACGUGGCCCUGCUCUCCAAGCACGCCAUCAUGAUUUGCAACCGUAAGCUGGAGUCACUCUGCAGCAUCCAUGAGAAUAUCAGAGUGAAGAGCGGUGCCUGGGAUGAGAGUGGAGUAUUUAUCUACACCACAAGCAACCACAUCAAAUACGCACUUAUCUCUGGGGACCACGGGAUCAUCCGGACUCUGGACCUCCCGAUCUACGUCACCAGGGUGAAGGGCAACAGCGUGUACUGCCUGGACAGGGACUGCCGUCCCCGGGUCCUCACGAUCGACCCCACCGAGUUCAAGUUCAAGCUGGCCCUAGUCAACCGCAAGUACGACGAGGUGCUGCACAUGGUUCGCAACGCCAAGCUAGUGGGCCAGUCCAUCAUUGCUUACCUGCAGAAGAAGGGCUACCCGGAGGUGGCACUGCAUUUCGUCAAGGAUGAGAAGACCAGAUUCAGCUUGGCACUGGAGUGCGGCAAUAUUGAGAUUGCCCUGGAUGCGGCAAAGGCACUGGAUGAGAAGGGGUGCUGGGAAAAGCUGGGUGAGCUGGCACUGCUGCAGGGUAACCACCAGAUUGUGGAGAUGUGCUACCAACGCACCAAGAACUUCGAUAAGCUCUCCUUCCUCUACCUCAUCACUGGCAACCUGGAGAAGCUACGCAAGAUGAUGAAGAUCGCUGAGAUCCGGAAGGACAUGAGCGGCCAUUACCAGAACGCGUUGUAUUUAGGCGACGUGGGAGAGCGCGUUCGCAUCCUCAAGAACUGCGGGCAGAAGUCGCUGGCCUACCUGACUGCGGCCACGCAUGGACUGGAUGAAGAGGCGGAGGCCCUGCGAGUGACCUUUGACCUGGAGAAAGAAAUAGUGCCAGAGAUCGACUCCCAGGCCCAGCUCCUUCAGCCACCGCCGCCUGUCAUGCCUCUGGACACCAACUGGCCGCUGCUCACUGUCUCCAAAGGCUACUUUGAGGGGAGUAUGGCUGGACGAGGCAAGGGAGGCCAGCUUGCCAUGGACCAGCUGGCCAUGGAGAAUUGUGCAACAGGCGGAUGGGAAGAGGACACUGAGCUGCUACUGGAUGAGGAUGGCUUUGUGGAUGCUGCUGAUGCAUUUGGAGAGGAUGCUGCCAGGGCUACGGAAGAAGGAGGUGGUUGGGAUGUGGAGGAGGAUCUCGACUUGCCUCCUGAACUGGAACUCGGUGGGAAUGCAGGAGGAGGACCCACUGAUGGAUUCUUUGUCUCGCCCUCUCGAGGGAGCAGCCCUGCGCAGGUUUGGUGUAAUAACUCCCAACUGGCUGCUGAUCACCUUGUUGCGGGAUCCUUCGAGACUGCGGCUCGGUUGCUUCAUGACCAGGUUGGUGUCACAAACUUCGGCCCUCUCAAAAACCUCUUUCUGCAGUCAUUUGCCCGUGGCCGCUCUGUAUUCCUGGCUCUGCCGUGCCUGCCUGCCAUGUAUGGAUACCCCCAGCGUAACUGGAAGGAUGCUGGCCUGAAGGGCGGGUUGCCAGCCGUGGGGCUUAAGCUAGCCGACCUAAUUCAGCGCCUGCAGCUGUGUUACCAGCUGACUACUGCUGGCAAGUUCGAGGAGGCUGUCGACCGCUUCCGGGCCAUCCUGCUCAGUGUGCCCCUGCUAGUGGUGGAGAGCAAGCAGGAGAUUGCUGAGGCACAGCAGCUGAUCACCAUUUGCCGGGAGUACAUUGUGGGGCUCAGCAUGGAGACCGAGCGCAAGCGAUUGUCCAAGGACACGCUGGAGCAGCAGAAACGGAUAUGUGAGAUGGCUGCCUACUUCACACAUUGCAACCUGCAGCCUGUGCACAUGAUCCUGGUGCUUCGCACUGCCGUCAACCUCUUCUUCAAGCUGAAGAACUUCAAGACUGCAGCAGCGUUUGCCGGUAGGCUCCUGGAGCUCGGACCCAAACCUGAAGUGGGCCAACAGACACGCAAGAUCCUGGCUGCUUGUGAGAAGACACCAACCGAUGCUCAUCAGCUCAACUAUGACAUGCACAAUCCCUUUGACAUUUGUGCUGCAACAUACAAGCCCAUCUACAGGGGGAAGCCCGUGGAAAAGUGCCCGCUGAGUGGAGCCUGCUACAGUCCAGAGUUCAAGGGUCAGAUCUGCAGAGUGACCACGGUGACUGAGAUUGGCAAGGAUGUGAUUGGUCUGCGUAUCAGCUCACUGCAGUUCCGCUGAGCUCCCCAAAUUUGGAUGGUUGCUCCAGCAUGCUGGUGCGUGCAGUGAGUGUCUGCCCAUGACAUGUUGGGAAUUCUCAUGUCGCUCUCUGCCUCUGUAAAAUUAGUGUUUUAGAAAUUGAUGUUUGCAUCCCCUGUGGACUCUGAUCCAGCUCGGGCUUUUCUUGUAUCCCUUUGCAGUGUACUGGCUGGAUCCUGCUUUUAUUUCCUGGCAACCCAAUUUCCAAUCGCUCCCUUGAAAUACUGCUCCUAGAUUUCCAAUCUCCCACCCCCAUCCAGUUACUACUUUUCCAGGUAUCUAUAUACAAGUCUUGGAUUCGAUAUUUAGCCCAUUAUGCUGGUUCCAGGUUUUCUGAAUUGCAAGCUGCACAUUCUCUGAACGCCACUCCCUUUCACAUUGUCACCCUGUUCCAAGUUUUCUUACCCCCCGACUACCUUCUUGUUCUGGUUUCUGGCUUUCCAGUUAACUUGCUCUCUUGCUGGCUGAGCUCCAACUGCAUGUUCGAUCAUCUGGACCCUCGCUCAGUAAUUCUCCAAGGUUUACUGUCUGUUCCAUGAUUUUUUUUUCAGGCGGAAUCCAGAUCCCAGUGCCUGAUGACUCUUCUGCCCCACCUGCAAUCUGGGUCAUUGGGUUCUGAGAUAUAGGCCAGAUUUUCCAGUGGAUCCUCCCAUCUCCUCCACUCCACUUACAGGGCUUAUUUUCCCAGCUUUUUAAUCCAUUUUUUAGCCCCUCUUCCAGCUUGUAAAGUACCACAUACCCGCUUUCUCCCAACCCCCAUGCCACGGGCUUCUCCUUCAAUGUCGAUAUAAAAUAAAGUGUUAUUGCUGCU